This is a messenger RNA of Rubroshorea leprosula, 1323 nucleotides long. Lineage: Eukaryota; Viridiplantae; Streptophyta; Magnoliopsida; Malvales; Dipterocarpaceae. The record is from the annotation of a GenBank genome assembly.
AGUAGGUGGGAACAGGCCCAUUUACUUGUGGGCCACAAACACAGAGUUCGCCUGCAAUUGAAGUCGUUUAUCUUCCACUCUGCGCCAAAACCUCCCGAAACCCCCAAAAAUGUUACUCCGGAAUCGCCUAACGUGCCUAUUAUCGCUUCCCUCUCCGUCUCCGAAAGCAAAACCACCUCCGCGGCUCAUUCUCCCUUUCAGAACCCCUCUUUCUUUCUCGACCCGCAAUUACUCAAAUUCGACUCGCAAACCGGAUGUCUCUGCCUCAGCUUCCAGAGCUGUGAAAAAACCAAUCUCCGAUGCGGUGCGGUUCGUGCGCACCGUCUUGUUCGUGCCACCUGGGGUCGAGCCAGAGGAGGUGACAGAUGACAUGAUCCUUCCCGGGUCGAACAUUGUUAUUGGACCUUACGCGGGGCACGCCCAGAUUAAGGAGGUGGAGUUUGUGAAGAGUAGUUCUCGUGCCAAGGAUUGUCCUAGAGAUAACAAACCCGAGUUUGCAAUUCUGGGUAGGUCUAAUGUGGGCAAGUCUUCUCUGAUUAACGCUUUGGUACGGAAGAAAGAAGUUGCUCUGACUUCCAAGAAGCCAGGGAAAACUCAGCUAAUAAAUCAUUUCUUGGUGAACAAAAGCUGGUAUAUGGUUGAUUUGCCUGGUUAUGGUUUUGCUAAAGCCUCGGAUGCUGCUCGAAUGGAUUGGUCCUCCUUUACCAAAGGGUACUUUUUGAAUAGAGAGACUUUGGUGUCUGUGCUACUUCUGAUUGAUGCAAGUGUUCCCCCUCAGAAGAGUGAUCUAGACUGUGCUAAUUGGCUUGGACGCAAUAAUAUUCCAAUGACUUUUGUAUUCACAAAGUGCGACAAAAUGAAAACCAGUAAAGGAAAAAGGCCUGAUGAGAACAUUAGGGAUUUUCAAGAAUUGAUUAGGGAGACCUACCAGCAGCAUCCUCCAUGGAUCAUGACUAGCAGCGUCACUGGCCUAGGCAGAGAUGAGCUUCUCCUACAUAUGUCCCAACUAAGAAACUACUGGGACCAAUAGGAGUGAAAUUGAAAGAAUUCCAUUUGUAACUUCAUCUCAAAAAAUGUAAGUGAAAUUAAGCUACAUAUGGCAUUUCCAUUAAUUUUUCGCGUCGGUUGUUGUUUUGUUUUUUGUUUUUUGUUUUUUGUUUUUUUUUUUUCAAAAGAAGUGCUAAUCUACUACAAUGUACCACUGUAUUCUAGUAUAUAUUGUGAAGGAAGCCUGGCAAAGCUCUCAAAUUAUUCUUUUUUUGUUUAGGUUUAAGAACUAACAUUUUCAUGGGACUUCUAUGAUUUCACCUGUGGGAUUAUCUA